CUGGAUCCAUUCCUGUCAAAGGCUCCUUCACCGGCGUAAACCCUCCUCCUCCAGUUCUCCAGCUGAGAAGUGUUUUUUCUCCUCAUCAUGGCGGUGACAAACCAACCGGGGAGAUUCCAGCCCUCUGAAUUCCAGACCGGCCUGUGCGAUUUCUGCGACGACUGUGGGACAUGCUGCUACGGGCUCCUCUGCUACCCGUGUAUGGGCUGCUCCAUCGCCAGCGACAUGGACGAGUGCUGCCUGUGUGGCCUGGGCAUGCCCAUCCGCAGCGUCUACAGGACCAGAUACAACAUCAACGGGUCACUGUGUACGGACUUCAUGGUGGUCGGCUGCUGCCCGGUCUGCGCCACCUGCCAGCUGAAGAGAGACAUCGACCGCCGCAAGGAGCAGGGCAUCUUCUGAGCCCAGGAGCUCCACGUAAGGACCCAGCAGCCUCUGUAUGCCGGCGUGACCUCAGGAUGAUGUGAUGUUCUCCAGCUCCCACCAAACGCCCUCGUUUGAGGAAGCCACUUUUUUUUUUACGGCUUCCAGUCAGUUGAUCAUUACUCAGCCUCAGAGCGGCCGUCGCCUUGAUUUAUCGCCUGUCGUCGUAUUUAAUCUGGAUCAUCCGAAGCAGAUGACAGGAUGUGGGGAAAUGGGCUGAUUAACACAUCUCAGAUAGGCCUUUUGCUCUCUUUUGUUCCCAGCACUUAAACUUCCUCACAUUUAUGAACACUUCCCAGAUGAAUUUUCUUGUUCGUCAACACCAGCUUGAAUCAAUCAUCUCGGUGGUGUAAAAUGUGCUUUAACUGAUCAUUUAUGCUUCAAUAAAAUGUUUUAUGUCAUAAAA
Molecule: messenger RNA, 829 nt
Organism: Menidia menidia (Atlantic silverside)
Lineage: Eukaryota; Metazoa; Chordata; Actinopteri; Atheriniformes; Atherinopsidae
Source: the annotation of a GenBank genome assembly